Molecule: messenger RNA, 3200 nt
Organism: Microbotryum saponariae
Lineage: Eukaryota; Fungi; Basidiomycota; Microbotryomycetes; Microbotryales; Microbotryaceae
Source: the annotation of a GenBank genome assembly
AUGAAAGUUCACACGCGCGUACAAUCACUCCUCCUCCUCGGCGCGCUCCAAGCCCUCGUCUCCGCCUCCGCCUCCCCCGAGCUCCUCCCCGAUGGUGCGGUCAGCACCCGCAUGGUCCUCAAGAAACGUUGUCUCCUCCUCCCGGGUAACAUCCUCGGUCUUGGUCUCAACGGAUGUCUUCUAGGCGGCGGACUGCGGGAUAGUGUGGGAUUGGGGUUGGGUACUGGAGUUUCCCUUAAUGGGGGGUUGAACCUUGGGUCGAGGUGCCCUUUGGAUUUUCAGUGCGAUGGUGAGUUAUCUAUCGUGCUCUUUUGAGGUUCAUUCGAUUGGGUACUGAGGUUUCGGGAUCUGCGACAGGUUCGGGCAAUGACGGUUACGAAUACGACGUCAACGGCAAUGGUUGCCCGAGCUGCUUCAGUGGUUACAAGUACUUUGGCGUGUAAGUCUCUGGUCAACGCAAACACUUUUGAGUUUGGUGGUCGACUCAAUUUUGAUCAUCCUCUCGUCCUUCCAUCUCGCAGAAACGCGGGCUGGCAACCGCCCGCCGAUUUCCAAUGCGGUUCCGACUGGCGUGCCCCUCCCGAAUGGUACAAAACAGCCCACCACGCUACCUGGUUCUCGCCGCCGGAAUCGGCCUUUGACACGACCGAAGACGAUGAGUACUACAAGUUGCGUCAACGUAGUAUCGAUGUCGUCAAGGAUCCGGAAUCGGGGGCUUUGAUGAGGAGGUGCUUGCUUCUCCCGGGCGCAAUUUUGGGCCUUGGGAGUGGUGGGUGUUUGUUGGGCGGUUUGGGAGCGUUGGGACACACGCUUGGACUUGGGUCAGUCUUUCCUCCCUUCGAUUCCAAGGGCAUGGUACACUUUUACUCAUCUCUACGCUCUCGUUCACCGGUGGGAUGCACAGAGCGAGCUUGAACGCCGGUCUCAACCUUGGCCUGCGUUGCCCUCUCCCCUUCAGCUGCGAUGGUCAGUUUAUCUUUCCCCCGCUUGCGCUGCGCAAUUUCCAUCGUAUUGAACGAUCUUCUUCCUCCGUAGGCUCCGGUAACGACGGUUACACGUACGAUGUCAACGGCCACGGUUGCCCGGGUUAUUUCCCCAGCAGUUGGAAAUACUACGGCAUGUAAGUCAUCAGACAACCUCGAUAAUCCUCCGCGCUUACCUGCUGAAGCUGACCCCGGUUGUUCCUCCAACCCCUCUCAGCAACCACGGCUGGCAACCCCCUCCCACCUACCAAGCCCCUCCCAACUGGUCCCGUCCCUCUCAAUGGCGUUCCAACAAGUGCACCUGGUGGAGCCAAUCCGGCGGCUCGAGCUCCGGACCUCCGUCGGGUCCUUCCUCGGGUCCUUCCUCCGGUCCUCCGUCGGGUCCUUCCUCGGGUCCUCCGUCGGGUCCCUCCUCCGGUCCUUCCUCGGGUCCUUCGUCCGGUCCUUCCUCCGGUCCUCCGUCGGGUCCUUCCUCCGGUCCUUCCUCCGGUCCUUCGUCUGGCCCUUCGUCCGGUCCUUCGGGGCCUUCUUCUGGGUACCCCGGAGCCGGUGGCAACGGUGGUAACGGUGGUAACGGCGGUAAUGGUGGCAAUGGUGGCAAUGGUGGCAGUGGUGGCAGUGGUGGCAGUGGUGGAGGCGGCGGAAGCAGUUGGUCAGGGGGCCACAAGCCUCAGAAGCACCACAAGAACAAGGUGUGCCGCUGCGAUUAGAUGAUCUUUGCUCGGUCAUUCGCCCAUUGCACUUCGAACACUCUUUUCAGUUCGCCCUCAACACGCAUUCUUCUCUCAUUCCCCGUCUCGACUCGUUUGUCCUCAUUCCCUUCCGGUUUCUUGAUCAUCCUGCAACCUUUGUGACCGAAGAAUUCAUUUUAACUUGCCCUCACAAGCCAUCCUCUGAGUAGACACUAGCCUUGGUGCAAUCAGCAUUCUCAGCGCUUACCCCCUAUCUAUGUUCCACAUGAUCAUUUUCCGAGUUUUCAGAUUCGUUGUUCUGUGUAUCGAGUCGUUUUUGGCGUCUUUCCUCGAUUCGGGGACUCUGUUCCUUUGCUCAGUCCUCGAUACUCGUUGCGGUUGGCAGCUGUGUAUAGUCAGUCUACCCGAUGGAUUUCUCCAUAUUGUGAACCAUCAUGACCUCGCCCUUGGUAUGAUUCCAAUUCAUCGAGGUGUUUUGGCCAUUAUCGGUCGAAGUAGUAUUGGCGCCGCCCGGUCGUUCCAUCGCCUCGCUGAGGUCGUGCCAAAUGUGGUGAUGUCCGACGGCGCCGGGGUGAUCGAGUGAUGCAUGACAGCGUACCCUGCAGGUAGCAUAUUCCUCAAAGCAGUUCCAUGUGUAUAGCCGAACCAACUCGUGGAUAAUUCUUGUAAGCUUGAAAGCUCACAACACGUCGCGAGAGCUCAGAGAGUGUGGCGGCGUCGAAGGUAUGGAAAUCGACUGCAUGAUCGAACGACACCAACGAACCUUCUCCCCCUUCGUCGUUAUCGCGGUGAUAAUAACCAGAUCGGAUCUCCCCAUCACGUGGGCAGAUCCACACUGUUUUACCGACAGGCCUGCGGGGUCUUUACCGUCGCGGCAUUCUUCACCGCGAUGUCUCGCUCGGCGAUAUCCUGUUCUCGCCAAGCGGUGAAGGUGUCUUUAUUGGUGACGAUCUCGCCAUCUUUGUGGAUUCCUCUUCCAGCGAAAAAGCUGGACGAUUUGCCCGUUUGGUAAGUUUCUUUUUCCCAAACCGACUCUGCCAAGCUGAAGCCCACUUACAGAACAUUUGACCAGGGAUCGAUUUCAAGUUCCACUCGCAGGGAACCUUUCCGUUCGACGCGAGUGCUGGCGGCCGAUUAGAGAAAGUGCGUAUUGCACCAAGCGUGGCACGGCAUCGAAUCGCUAUUAUACGUGGUUCGAUUUGUGGUGAUAACCCAAACUCGAGGUCCGCGAGAGCGAGACAGACCAAAGAUGGAGUUUAAGGAAGCGAAGCACGAACGCUUGCGCAAUGUGCAACUCAUCGUCGAAACCGGCAAAUGGGAGCUGUUUGAAGAGCCUUCGAAGCUUUCGACAAUGCAGGGCCCGGGCCCUGAAUUCUGGCUCAGAAUCGGGAAAAUGGCGAAAGCUUUGGUCCGAUACUGUGAUCCAAAGACCCUCUCCGUUUUUUUCCCGGUUCAACAAGGAUUUGGUAUGUGGUACCCCUCCUCGCGUAGCUCGGGGGGGGGGGUCACAGGAGUGCUCUCAUGA